This is a messenger RNA of Ylistrum balloti, 563 nucleotides long. RefSeq lists its product as uncharacterized. Lineage: Eukaryota; Metazoa; Mollusca; Bivalvia; Pectinida; Pectinidae. The transcript has 3 exons. The record is from RefSeq and is a predicted model, not a curated record. The coding region runs from base 77 to 553 and encodes 158 amino acids.
CGUGCUGCACAGUUGCCUCGUGAGAUUACAAGUAUCGGGUAGACGUGUUUAUAGGUCACACGUACACCGACAAAACAUGGAGAAGGCAGCAAUUGGUCUUAUUUGUAAGGUGACUGCCACAACAUCUGCAGGCCUGUUUGCUGGCAGUGCCUUGGGCAGUAACUUCACAGCAAUGCCAGCCAUGAUGAAGAUUGAAGAUACGGCGUCAUUACGGGUGGGAUGGAAGCACCAUUUCCUCCUCGGAAAGGCGUAUAUGGGGCGUUGUGCACAACUUAGUUUUCUAGCAGGAUGUUCGGCAUGUUAUCUCGACAACACAGAAACCAAAUACUACUGGCUUGCUGGAGCAGCUAGCAUGUUCUUCAUUUUUCCAUACACAGCAUUAGUUAUGUUUUCCGACAUCCAAAAACUACUGAAGGAUGAUGUUAUAUCGACAAGAGGAGUAGACUGGGUUCGAGCCAGCAUCAAUACCUGGGACAAACGUCAUUUUAAGCGCAGCAUGGCGGGUGCCAUCGGUUUUGGAAUAUUUCUAUACGCGCUUUAUAAUAGAACAUAAUAUAUUUCCC